UUAUACAGUAUUACACUGUACUGUAUAUAGACGUCAUUAUAGAUUAGUUGUCAACAUUGGCUGACAAAUCAACUAACAGUUAAUCAAUUGAUCCGAUUGUCAACACAUUAGUUAUACCAUAGUUUGCCAUAACAUUGAUUGUAUUGAAUAUCGUUUGGUUAAACACUUGUUAAACAGUGAAAAAAUGUCUUAUCCAUACCCGCCUCCCGAUGCCAUCAAUAGUCAACCUGUAUCGGGAGCACCGUAUGUACCGUAUCCGCCACCAAAUAAUACAAUGUAUCCACCUCCAGGUAUGCCCGGAUAUCCUGCACCACAAACUGGUGGUUACUCGAUGCCAGGCUUUCAACCACAGCCACAACCGCCAGCAAUGAAUGUCGGUUACGGACAGCCACCACCACAACAGGGAGCAGAGCAAUGGAUGAACAUUCCGAUGGGUAUACCUAACUGUCCCCCGGGUCUCGAAUAUCUGACACAAAUCGAUCAACUAUUAGUUCAUCAGAAAGUAGAACUUCUUGAGGCAUUUGUCGGCUAUGAAAGCGCUAACAAGUAUUCAGUGAAGAAUAGUUUGGGACAAAAAGUCUAUCACGCAAUUGAAGACAACGAUUGCUGUACUCGAAACUGUUGCGGAAAUAUUCGUCCGUUUGAUAUGAAAAUUCUGGACAACACUCAGCGUGAAGUCAUUCACUUAUAUCGUCCGUUAAGAUGUGACUCGUGUUUGUUUCCGUGUUGGCUACAGAAAUUAGAAGUGAGUGCUUCGGGUAAUAUAAUUGGUUACAUAACUCAAGAAUGGAGUAUAUUUGUACCUAAAUUUCGAGUGGAAAACUCUUUUGGUGAAUGUGUACUCAGAAUUGAAGGUCCCUUCUGUACAUUCAGUAUGUGCGGUGACGUAGAAUUUCAGAUACUUUCAAGAGACGGAUCAGUUAAUGUCGGAAAGAUAACUAAACAAUGGGCAGGUCUUAUCAGAGAAGCCUUUACUGACGCCGACCAUUUUGGUAUAACUUUUCCAUUGGAUUUGGACGUCAAUAUUAAAGCAGUGCUUUUAGGAGCAUGUUUUCUAAUUGAUUUUAUGUUUUUCGAGAAGUCUAACAAUAAAGAGAACGAUCGAUUGGGAAUGUUUUAAGUGAAUGUUUCAAAAAUAA
Molecule: messenger RNA, 1139 nt
Organism: Oppia nitens
Lineage: Eukaryota; Metazoa; Arthropoda; Arachnida; Sarcoptiformes; Oppiidae
Product: phospholipid scramblase 2-like
Exons: 10
Coding region: 185-1120 (311 amino acids)
Biological process (GO): plasma membrane phospholipid scrambling
Cellular component (GO): plasma membrane
Molecular function (GO): phospholipid scramblase activity
Source: RefSeq, a predicted model, not a curated record